Helobdella robusta is the source of this 171-nucleotide messenger RNA. RefSeq lists its product as hypothetical. The transcript has a single exon. Lineage: Eukaryota; Metazoa; Annelida; Clitellata; Rhynchobdellida; Glossiphoniidae. Gene Ontology annotation, molecular function: protein dimerization activity. The annotation marks the transcript as partial. The record is from RefSeq and is a predicted model, not a curated record.
CAGCGGCGGUUGGAGAGCAACGAGAGGGAGAGGCAUCGAAUGCAUCUGCUGAACGACGCAUUUCAAGAACUCAGAGAAGUCAUUCCACACGUCAGGAGUGGCAGGAAACUCUCGAAAAUUGAAACGUUGACACUCGCUAGAAAUUUCAUCAAAGCACUGACGAACGUCGUU